This is a messenger RNA of Stegodyphus dumicola, 1905 nucleotides long. RefSeq names its product kelch like ECH associated protein 1 (gene Keap1). Gene Ontology annotation, molecular function: protein binding. Lineage: Eukaryota; Metazoa; Arthropoda; Arachnida; Araneae; Eresidae. The record is from RefSeq and is a predicted model, not a curated record.
UGGUUUCUGGUAUUUAUGUGUAUGAUAAAGCGAAAAUUUUGCUGAAAUUAAAAAAAGAACUUUUGUGACACAUCAAAUUCUGUGAUAAUUGAGAAACUGAGACAGUUUCUUCUUGGUAUAUAUAGUUUCUAACUACAAUGCCGAUUAAAAUUCCUACAUCAUACCGUAUUGUGUGCAAAAAACACCUUGCUUAUAAAAAUUGCAGUGUUAUACCUUAUUUUAUAUUACUAAUUAAUCCUCUUAGUGAAGAUCCUUUGUUCUCAAGUCAAUAAAUGGCAAAGAAAAAAGAACAAAUGCCAAAUCGGCCACAAUGUUUUAGAUCUCGAUCAAUGGAGGAAGACCGAGAAGACUUGUGUUCUGAUGGAGCUAUGCGAUUUACUGUUGCAUCUUAUCCUAAGGAAGCUUUCGAAGUCAUGUGUAUGAUGAGACAGCAUCAGAAACUCUGUGAUAUUGAAAUAAGAGUUAGCAAUGAAAUCUUCCAUGCUCAUAAAAUAGUAUUAGCUUCGGCAAGUCCAUAUUUUAAAGCUAUGUUCACAAGUGGGUUAAAGGAAUCAGAAAUGUCUAUUAUUAAUAUUCAAGGUGUAUGCCCUAUGAGCAUGGCUGUUAUCAUUCAUUUUGCAUAUACUGGGCAAGUGAAGAUUGAAGAAAAUAAUGUGUGCAAUCUGCUUCCUGCUGCUACUAUGUUCCAAGUGAACCAUAUUAUUGAUGCAUGCUGCUCAUUUUUAGAGAAUCAGCUGGACCCUAGUAAUUGCAUUGGAAUUGCUGAUUUUGCUUUGCAGCAUGGCUGUUCUAACCUAUCUAGCAUAGCUAAUCAAUUUAUUGACCAACACUUCUCACAGGUGUCACAAGGAGAAGAAUUUCUGGCAUUAUCAGUUUGCCAGAUGAUCAUGUUAAUAAAGAGAGAUGAACUGAAUGUUCGAAGUGAAAUGGAAGUGUUUAAUGCAGUGCUACGUUGGGUUAAGCAUGACAAACCUAGACGCUGUCCAAAAUUACCUGAUAUUUUAAAUGCUGUGAGAUGUCAUUUCUUAACUCCCCGCUUUUUAAAAGAACAAAUUCAAAAAUGUGAAGUUCUCAAGAAUGAACCACAAUGUUGUGAUUAUUUAAGUCGUAUCAUCCAGGACUUGACUGUGCGAAGAAAGUACAGCUGCAAUCAACGAACACCUAAAGUUCCAUACGUUAUAUACACCACUGGAGGGUACCUGCAACAUUCUCUUAGUAAUAUGGAAUGUUAUAAUGCUCAAGAAAAGCAAUGGUUUGCCUUGGCAGAUCUUCCUACUCCUCGAAGUGGACUGGGAGGGGCCUUUAUCGAAGGCAAAUUUUAUGCUGUUGGUGGCCGAAAUAACUGUCUUGAUGGCAACCAAGACUCAGACGGAGUGGACUGUUAUGAUCCUAUAACUAAUAAAUGGAAAUCCUGUUGUAAAAUGACAAUUUCUAGAAACAGAGUUGGCGUAGGUGUUUUAGAUGGACUAUUAUAUGCUGUCGGAGGAUCUAAAGCAACAGUUCAUCACAAUACAGUGGAAAGGUAUGAUCCUGCAGAGGAUAAAUGGUACAAAGUUCAGAAUAUGUUAACUGCACGAAUAGGUGUAGGUGUGGCUGUUGUAAAACGAUUGUUAUAUGCUGUUGGUGGUUAUGAUGGAAAUAGUCGUUUAAAUACAGUCGAAUGUUACAAUCCGGAGAAGGAUUCAUGGACUUUAGUUGCCAGCAUGAAUAUUAAUAGGAGUGGUGCAGGUGUAGUAGCUUUAGAUCAUUAUAUCUAUGCCGUUGGUGGCUAUGAUGGAGCUCUGCAAUUGAAAUCUGUUGAAAAGUAUGAUACAGAAACAAAUGAAUGGGUCUUUGUCUCUCCUAUGUCUUCUCGUAGAAGUGCCCUAAGUGUUGCAGUUUUGGAUGGUAAAAUUUAUGCUUUAG